AUGGGACACCGAAGGAAGCGUUCACGGGGCGGUCCAUCAGGGGGCAGCACAGACGAAGGGGAAGGGGGAGGGGGGCGAACAGGCGGCUCGGCGAUCACUUCCGGAGCCUUGACGAUGGGAUCCAUGUCGGAGGCGAGGGUGCGAUUCCUGACGGCAGUCAAGGCGCACUUCACGGCGAGAUACCACCAGGGCUGGCUGUCGUCAAUGGGGCUCCGCGUCUUGAAGGAAAACAUGGACUCUCAGCUUGACCACGACGAGCUCGAGAUGGACCAGUGGAGCCACCUCUCCACCGCCUUCCGGCUUCCGACAAGCAUGGCGAUUCUCCGCAAGAUUCCUCUCGUUGGAAAAUGCUCAUGCUGGCGGAGCAGUACCCGGGCCUGA
Molecule: messenger RNA, 381 nt
Organism: Ectocarpus siliculosus
Lineage: Eukaryota; Phaeophyceae; Ectocarpales; Ectocarpaceae
Source: the annotation of a GenBank genome assembly